This is a messenger RNA of Jaculus jaculus (lesser Egyptian jerboa), 1752 nucleotides long. RefSeq names its product transmembrane protein 161A (gene Tmem161a). The transcript is spliced from 12 exons. Bases 59 to 1474 code for a protein of 471 amino acids. Lineage: Eukaryota; Metazoa; Chordata; Mammalia; Rodentia; Dipodidae. The record is from RefSeq and is a predicted model, not a curated record.
GGAAUGAUGGGGGACUGUCACUGUGUUGAUUUCGAAGGCGGUCCUCGGAGUGCAGCUGAUGGUGACCCUUCUCACUGCCACCCUCAUGCACAGGCUGGCCCCACACUGCUCUUUUGCUCGCUGGUUGCUGUGUAAUGGCAGUCUCUUUCGGUACAAACACCCAUCUGAGGAGGAGCUUCGGGCCCUGGCAGGGAAACCGAAGCCCAAAGGCAGAAAGGAGAGGUGGACCAAUGGUCUCAGUGAGGAGAAGACAUUGUCGGUGCCCCGAGAUGCCCCAUUCCAGCUAGAGACCUGUCCUCUCACCGCUGUGGAUGCUCUAGUCUUGCGCUUCUUCCUGGAGUACCAGUGGUUCGUGGACUUUGCCGUGUACUCGAGUGGUAUCUACCUGUUCACGGAGGCUUACUACUGUGUGCUGAGCCCAGCCAAGGAAACCAACAUUGCUGUAUUCUGGUGUCUACUCACCGUGGUCUUCUCUGUUAAGAUGUUCCUAACAGUGACCUGGCUAUACUUCAGUGCCAAGGAGGGUGGCGAGCGUUCUGUGUGCCUCAGCUUUGCCUUCCUCUUCCUCUUGCUGGCCAUGCUGGUGCAGGUUGUUUGUGAGGAGACACUGGAGCUGGGCCUGGAGCCAGGCCUGGCCAGCAUGACCCAGAACUUGGAGCCGCUUCUGAAGCAGCAGGGCUGGGAAUGGGCGCUCCCCGUGGCUAAGUUGGCCGUCCGGGUGGGGCUAGCGAUGGCAGGAUCCAUGCUGGGCGCUUUCCUCACCUUCCCUGGUCUGCGGCUGGCCCAGACCCACCGCGAUGCACUGACCCUAUGCAAGGACUGGCCGGUGUUGCAGCUCCUCCUGCACACUAGCUUCCUGUCUCCCGUCUUCAUCCUGUGGCUCUGGAUGAAGCCCGUGGCCCGGGACUUCCUGUACCAGGUGCCCAUGGGCGACACUUCGCUAUCCAUGCUGUCCGACUCGGCCUUUGACUCCCUUCGCCUCUGGGUGCUGGUGGCACUGUGCCUGCUACGGCUGUCUGUGACCCGGCCCCACCUGCAGGCCUACCUGUGUCUGGCCAAGGCCCGCGUGGAGCAGCUGCGGAGGGAGGCCGGCCGCAUUGAGGCCCGCGAGAUCCAGCAGCGGGUUGUCCGGGUCUACUGCUACGUGACGGUGGUGAGCCUGCAGUACCUGACGCCGAUCAUUCUCACACUGCACUGCACACUGCUGCUCAAGACACUGGGUGGUUACUCUUGGGGCCUGGGCCUUACAUCUUCACUGCCCCUAACCCCGACCUCGGCCAGUGCUGUACCUGUUAGUUCUGGACAGGAUGAGGCCCAGCAGACAGCGGCUCAGAUCACAGGGGCUCUGGGCAGCCUGCUGGCGCCCCUCUUCCUCCGAGGCGUGCUUUCCUACCUCAUCUGGUGGACCGCUGCCUGCCAGCUGCUCUCCAGCCUCUUCGGCCUCUACUUCCAUGAACACCUGACAGGCUCCUAGCUGCCACCAACUCUCCUGGAGCCCUGGCCACUGGACAUGGCCUGCUCUGUAUAUGCCUCAGUGGUCCCAGCUGAGCUGAGGGCUGGGACUUGCUGUCACCCUCUGGAUCCCCUUCACUCCUGUGCCUGGGCAAUGAACCUCUUGAAACCUAAUCCCAUGGGCUGUGAGGCAGGACUGCAAGAAGCCACAGUCCCUGUGUGUAUGUCUGUGUGCGCGUAGGUAGGUGGGGGUUGAGUGGCAGGCCGCUCUCCCUAAUCAGUAAAGGACCUGGCACUGUU